This is a messenger RNA of Lampris incognitus (smalleye Pacific opah), 3928 nucleotides long. It is a transcript of the gene ilvbl, whose product is annotated as ilvB (bacterial acetolactate synthase)-like. Gene Ontology annotation, molecular function: acetolactate synthase activity; magnesium ion binding; thiamine pyrophosphate binding. NCBI's taxonomy places the organism in Eukaryota, Metazoa, Chordata, Actinopteri, Lampriformes, Lampridae. Bases 242 to 2119 code for a protein of 625 amino acids. The transcript has 14 exons. Gene Ontology annotation, cellular component: acetolactate synthase complex. The record is from RefSeq and is a predicted model, not a curated record. Gene Ontology annotation, biological process: L-valine biosynthetic process.
GACCUACCGCGCCUAUAAAAAAGACCUGCUAACGUUACGACGUAAGAUAUUUGCAUAGAAGAGAAGUUGUGCGAACGCCUUUUACAAUAUCUUUACAGACGCUAAGUAGUAGCAUAGCCCGGGGAAAGUUAGCUGCUGGUCCAGUGAGGGUGGACUUGGACGUUGUAUUAGAUGUUUAUUAAUUUGAAUUAAGACGCAAAGAGCGACUUCCGUGUCUGUGUUGUGCUGACGUCACCGGGAGAUGGAUUCAUUGGGAGACGUUGGCAUUUUUCUCGGGUGUCUGGCGGGACUUGCGUUGGGAGGCUUUGUGUUUGCAGCUUAUAAACUUGGUUUACUAUAUCAGCUGCUUCACAAGACUGAAACCAAGAGUCCAAGGCAUGGUGGGGAGAGUGUUGCAGAGGUACUCCGUGGCCACGGGGUCAAGUACGUGUUCACGUUGGUCGGUGGACACAUCUCACCAAUCCUGGUGGCUUGUGAGAAGCUGGGUAUCCACAUUGUGGACACCAGACACGAGGCCACUGCUGUCUUUGCUGCCGAUGCAGUGGCAAGGCUCUCAGGCACUGUUGGUGUGGCUGCAGUGACUGCAGGGCCGGGCCUCACUAAUACAGUGACAGCAGUGAAAAAUGCCCAGAUGGCUGAGUCUCCACUACUCCUUAUGGGCGGAGCUGCUGGGACACUUCUUCAGGGCAGAGGAGCACUGCAAGACAUUGACCAGAUGUCCCUCUUCAAGCCGCUGUGCAAGUUCUGUGCCUCCAUCAGGACUGUGAGGGAGAUUGUACCUACGGUCCGCAAGGCACUUGCUAUCGCCCAGUCUGGAACCCCUGGUCCUGUUUUCAUAGAGUUUCCUAUUGACACCCUCUACCCAUUCCACUUGGUGGCCAAAGAGUUUGGGGUGAAAAAUCCUCCUAAGGGCGUAAUUGGGAAAAUUUUAUCUUGGUAUCUCCAAAACCACCUUAUGAACUUGUUUGCUGGAGCCUGGGAGACCAGAGAUGUGUCUCCACUACCCAUUGACAUCCCACAAGCCACAGAUGAUCAGGUACAAAAGUGUAUUGAGCUUGUGAGUCGUGCCAAGAAACCUGUUAUCGUGAUGGGUAGUCAAGCAACACUACCACCAACCCAAGUAGAUGAUAUCAGGAAGGCCUUGGAGUCGCUAGGUAUACCCUGCUUCCUUGGGGGCAUGUCCCGUGGCCUGCUGGGUAAAGAUAGUCCUAUCCACAUCAGACAGAACAGACGAGAUGCCCUGAUGGAGGCCGACUUGGUGCUACUCGCAGGCACUGUUUGUGAUUUCCGUCUGAGCUACGGCAGAGUCCUGAACCGACGCAGCAAAAUCAUCACCAUCAACAGAGAUAAGACACAACUGCUGAAAAACUCUGAUAUGUUCUGGAAGCCAACCAUAGCAAUUCAGGGUGAUGCUGGUUCAUUCUUACUACGGCUUUCCAAAGGCCUGAAGGGCCAUAGAUGCCCAGAGGAAUGGCCUCAGAGCCUCAAAGCAGGAGAUAUCAGCAAAGAGAAAGCCAACAGGUCUAAAGCAGAUGAGAAAACAGACCACCACUUAAAUCCUUUGAAAGUUCUUAACUGUGUGGAUGAGCUGAUGGCAGAAGACAGCAUCAUCGUUGCCGAUGGGGGUGAUUUUGUGGGCACUGCGGCUUACAUUAUGAGGCCAAGGGGACCACUAGGCUGGCUGGACCCAGGUGCCUUUGGGACCCUGGGAGUUGGAGGAGGAUUUGCACUGGGGGCAAAGCUAUGCCGUCCUGAAUCAGAGGUAUGGAUUGUCUAUGGAGAUGGCUCUUUGGGAUACAGUGUUGCAGAGUUUGACACAUUCACCAGACACAAGACACCAGUUAUAGCCGUAGUGGGCAAUGAUGCUUGUUGGAGUCAGAUCUCCAGAGAGCAGGUGCCCAUCCUUGGCAGCAAUGUUGCAUGUGGCCUUGCAUUUACAGAUUACCAUGUAGUUGCUGAUGGUUACGGCGGUAAGGGUUACCUUGUGGGUCGUGAGAAUGAGGACAGGCUAAAAGAAAUCAUCAAACAAGCGCAGAAGGAGAGCCAGGAGGGCAAGGCCAUCCUCCUUAACGUUCUGAUUGGGAAGACUAACUUCAGAGAAGGCUCAGUUUCUGUAUAGAACAGGCAACGACUGUCUUUUGAUUAUUAUUUCUCUUAAUUUUUAAUUGUCCAUUCUCUUUCCUUUUAUUUUCAGGUUUUCUUUGGUUUACCUUAGUGAUUUGUGUCGUUGAUGUCAAGGGAGGGUAACUAUAAAAGGAUUUGAGAUUAUUUGAAUCACAACCUGGCCCUGACCUGAGCCUUGCUCAUCAUGUGUGCCCUUAAAGCAAUAGAGGUUUUCAUUUUGUUUGCAUGAUUCUCCCCUUAUUCAGUUCUCUAACAGUCAACUAUCAAUGAAACCUCUAUUUCACUUCCAUGUGCUUUCAUCAUUUUCACCAAGGCGCAAAUAAUACACUUUACAACCUGCAAUUGACAUAAUUACAUAGAGGCUACUGUUCUAUUCCAACAGGUAACGUUAUAGUAAUGUGAGAUCUUGUAUUGACACCAAAGGCAGCUAAUGCUGAAAGGUGACUGUUCAUAAUCCUAUAGUUAGGUGUGCACGACUUGGAACAAAAUUAAAAAGUCUUCUAAAUAAAGUAAACUAUAGCUUUAGAUCUGCAAGACUAGAAACCUCAAAGCUUUUCACCGUAUGCUGUGAAACCGUACCACUACUGCAUUUCUGGAAGGGAAGUAGAGAAAGGAAAAGGAAACUCUUCUCAGAUUUAAACUAUUCAACAAGUUUCCUUUUCCCUUUUAAGCAGCUUCUUAAAACAGGGGUUUCUUUCUUAGGCACAAUUAAUGUAAAUUAAGGAGAUAAUGGAACUUCUUUGUAGGAUUGGUUUUACUGCAGCGAAAACUUAAUCACUAUGCAUUUGUUUUGCUGUAAGGAAGUAGACAUGAUGCAUUUCUGUCAUGAUAGUCUCGUGAAAUAAACAUCACAGCUGUAAUAUUUCAUUAUGCAUGGAAUAUUAAAUGAAAUAUUUGGUAAGCCUCAACCACAUAGAACUGUUGCUUUCAGCCAUGCUACAAAGAAAAAACUAAUUCACACUUGCCAGUCAAGUAAAACUUUCAAUAUAUUGCACUUCUUAAAACCAUUGCUCACAAUACAGUUUAGUUUAUUUCCUCACACCAACUACUUCUGCAAUGAAUGAAAUAGAAAAAGUACCAGAACAAAUAACAAAAGCUGAAUGCUGACAUUUGUCAGUUUAGACCUAUAAAAAGUUAAACAGAACUUCUAAAUCAGCAUAUUAUCUGGCCAUUUGAGACUGAACUCGUACCUAGCCCUUCAUUAACACUCAUCUUAACCUCCACCAGGAGCCCAAAGCUUUACCGCUAGUAGUCAGCUGGCAACCUUUCAAAGAUCUAGCAUCCUUUGACUUUGUGCUUUGACCCAAAAGUAAAAACUGGAGACUUGAUUGAUUACUUAUAUGUCUAUUUCAUUUUCUGAAAGAAUUCAAUGAUGUAAUGUCAGACUGACAAAAUUAAUGCCUUUUAUUGUUGACUGUACAUUGAAAUAGUUCGUUAAAGAAUAUUUGUUGAUUCAGUUGUGUUGCAGUGGUGUGGGCUAUGAAUUGAAAAACAGGGUAUAGAAUGCACUAUAACUUAUUUAGCCACCAGAUUGUUAAACAUGAGACUAUAUGGAUUGCCACAUGUAAAAACAAAACAAAAAUAUUUUUAUUUGGUAUUUUGCUAAAACUUGAAUACCAAAAGCAUUUCCAUUCACUUUUGACUCCAUCACAAAUAAAUUCUGAAAAAAUAACUCAACACUGUAUGGGAUUUUGUAUAUUAACAAAGUCGAGUCAUCAAUAUGUCUCCAUAUUAUACUAUGUUUAAAGCAUAUGUAUGUAAAAAUUAAAACAACACAAUGUGCAAAAAGUUAAACUUUUUAAAU